Molecule: messenger RNA, 137 nt
Organism: Racocetra persica
Lineage: Eukaryota; Fungi; Glomeromycota; Glomeromycetes; Diversisporales; Gigasporaceae
Source: the annotation of a GenBank genome assembly
AUACAGUUACUCCUGAAAAAUCUUCAGACAAUAACAUUAAGAAUACAAUUAUUUAUGAAAAUUCUUCGGUCAGAACAAUAAAUGAACCAGAGAUAAAUUAUGUUAACAAAAACAAUGCCAAUAAAUUUAAACAAAAA